Molecule: messenger RNA, 888 nt
Organism: Trifolium pratense (red clover)
Lineage: Eukaryota; Viridiplantae; Streptophyta; Magnoliopsida; Fabales; Fabaceae
Product: ubiquitin receptor RAD23b-like
Exons: 6
Coding region: 1-699 (232 amino acids)
Biological process (GO): proteasome-mediated ubiquitin-dependent protein catabolic process; nucleotide-excision repair
Cellular component (GO): cytosol; nucleoplasm
Molecular function (GO): proteasome binding; ubiquitin binding; polyubiquitin modification-dependent protein binding
Source: RefSeq, a predicted model, not a curated record
AUGGCUAAGUAUCGCAUACAAAUUAUCUUAAUCUUAGCAGCAGCGGUUCUGGUUAUGCAAACGACUGCUAGGAAAGGUCCAGGUAUUACUAAUGAUGAUGGUCGCAAAUACCGCCUUGUUUUGCCCUGCUGCAUAGGUCAAGGCUGCCCAUUUCCUCCUCUCCGAACCCCUCCACCACCACCACCACCAAUGUCUCAUGAAAUGGGCAGCCUGGACCUAUGCAGCAGGGCAAAACAAGGCAAUAAUUUGUUUCCCUCUAGUAAGAAGAACCGAGCCUAUAAAUCCCCAGGUUCUGGCACUGGUGCUGGCGCUGGAUCGCUUGAUUUCUUGAGGAACAAUCCCCAGUUUCAAGCAUUGCGGACAAUGGUGCAAUCCAAUCCAGAAAUUCUCCAGCCUGUACUUCAAGAGCUCGGAAAGCAAAAUCCCGGUCUCUUGAGACUAAUUGAUGAGAAUCAUUCUGAGUUUCUUCAGUUGAUAAAUGAGCCCAUGGAUGGUUCUGAUGGGGAUAAUUUUGACCAGCCUGAGCAAGACUUGCCUCAUGCCAUCAAUGUGACGCCAGCUGAGCAGGAAGCAAUUGGAAGGCUAGAGGCUAUGGGAUUCGAUAGAGCCUCUGUGAUAGAGGCAUUUUUGGCAUGUGACCGUGAUGAGCAAUUGGCAGCCAACUACUUACUGGAAAAUGCUGGGGAUUUCGAGGAUUAAAUCACUAACCUACAAUCAUUCAUAGUUUUGUUCAUGCCUCUUUUUUUCUUUUGCAAGGAGGGUGGGUUUGCAAUUUUUCUUCUUACGGUGUCUUUCUAGAGAAAUUUAUUUGGUUGAGUUUCUGAUUUGUGUUGAUGUAUUCUACUAUAUAUUACUAGGUUUGGUUUAUAUAACAGGGUCAUAUUUUAU